GUCUAGAUGUUUUCCAGUGGUUGCCCGCAGGUGUGUCGCAGAGUUCACUCACACACAUAGCGUUCUUGUCAAUUGAGAUAGUUCAAGAUUCUAAUGUCCACUUGUAUAUUUAUAACAGCUGAUUAAAAAAAAAGUAAGUGUUAUCUUACUAUCCCAGUGCGCUUACAUCCUACAUGAUUUCUGGCAAAUGUCGACCACUUAAGAAAGAACUCGCCGCAGCUGUCUUAGUUCCCAUCCCUAAUCUUGUACAGACAAUAAAUUGUGUCGGUGUUCAGCGACUGGAAGCAUUCGACUGAGACCAGCUGCAAACAUGGAGUUUAGGAGUAGAUUGUCGUACAUCUUCAUUACUUUACUGAUUCACAACGCAGGUACGGUGCUACUUUUUUAACGAUCAUUUGAUUCUCAGAAAUAUAAUGCAUUCCAGCUGUUUGUUUAAAAAGCCAAUAAUUUCAGAUGACAUCCAAAAUCACCAUUUCUAUAAAUCACGACAAUUUUGAAAACAUCAAAUCGAGACACUUAUUCAAGCCAAUCUGUGAACAUCGAUUAAUUGAAUGAUUUGGACGAACCCCUUCACAAAUGAUACCAAAUAGGAAAUCAAGUUUCCACCCCUUAAAGUAGAGGCUAAAAUAAACGUUUAGAUGUAACACGCAGGGGAUCCGUUUCUUUGAAGACCAAGUAAUGAAAAAAAUGUAAAAAAUAUUAAAAAGAUAUAAUGUGAUUAUUUAUUUCAAAGAAAAUAUCCGAAUGUCCAAGAGGCAGAAAUCAGAAGUUAGUCAACUACAGAAAUUUAAGAUAUUAUUUUGUUUUAGUUGAAAAUGAUGCUACUUCUUUAAUUAUUUUGGAUAUAUUAAUAAGCUUAUAAACUUGAAUAAAAUAAUUUAAAAAACACAAUUCGAUUACAUUUCAGCUGCCUCAUUCUACGUGUUGCUCAGCCACUAUCGAAUCAACUACGGCAUCACGGAAGAUUUUGUUGCAGAGUGUACCUUCGAAAGGGGCCCAAGUACCAACGUGUCCAAAGUGGAGGUUCUCACGCUAUCCCGACUGGGGGAGUUCCACAGUUCCUACGUAGACGUCGCCACUAUCGACUACGUGACCGGCGGCCUGGCGGUUGUCGUCGCAGAUGAGGUUGCGGUCGCAACGGGAAGUAUAAACCAGACGGGAGUGUCCACGCUCAGCGUCAAGUGGAGAUUCCCGCAAGAGGACCAGGUCGGGACGUACAAAUGUGUGGCUCAAGGGGAGGACCAGUCCGGCAGACCUAUAUCCAUUGAAGACACGGACGCGGCGACUGGGAAUUUACCCGUCAGCACCGACCUCAUCAAUAAGAUCAUUAGUCUGGACGGCCAGGCCAAACGAAGGGAAGAUCAGCUCAGAGUCGAAAUUGAGAUUUUAGACCGGAAGUUGGACAUCAUGCAGGCCGUGCUCUUCGUGUCCGGGUUCACGUUUAACGGAGUUCAGUACUACCUGUCCCGGGUGCCGUUCUCGGACGACAAGCAAUCCAUGGCCGCCUGCUCCGUGUACGGUGGUCACCUGGCCGAGAUCGACACCGUGGAUGAAUACAACGCCAUCGUCAACUACCUCAAAGCCGAGCUGGGCGCCUCCAUCGGUGGAGGGGUGGACGGCGUCGUGGUCAGCGGCACGGACGAGGUCAGGGAAGGCGUGUGGCUGUACCACUUCAGUGGUAAACCGUUGAAGUUCGUCGACUGGUACGGGCCGGAACCCAACGAUGGUGUAUUCUACAACUGCCUGGCUCUGUGGAGGGCUAACGGCUACAAGAUGACCGAUUUCCCAUGCGGUAACAACCAGUACAACGCUCUUUACCUAUGUGAGAUCAUUCCAUAGGAUAGCCAAAGGGA
Lymnaea stagnalis (great pond snail) is the source of this 1853-nucleotide messenger RNA. Lineage: Eukaryota; Metazoa; Mollusca; Gastropoda; Lymnaeidae. The record is from the annotation of a GenBank genome assembly.